CACAAAAAAAGCAGACCACAUUUCUCUCUCUCUCUCUUUCUCACUCCUCUUUCUCUCUCUUAUUUUGGUGUCCUUUUCCUUCCCUCUUUCUUCCUUUCUUUCUUUCUUGUUGUGGUGUCCUCUAGCUCAGCCCUCUAAUUUCUGCGUCCAAGUCACUCACCGAUGAUCAUCGCCAUCGCCGCUGCCCUGCACUGAUUUCAUCGGUGAAUGAUUUUCUAAGGAUAUAGAAUUCAGCUAGAUAUUUUUAAGAUGGCUUCAGUGAGUGUGGCACCUAAUUCUGGCCCAAGGGAGUCCAGCAAUAAUGCUGUAGGGGUUGAUAGUUUGCCUGAGGAAAUGAACGACAUGAAAAUUCGGGAUGAUAAGGACAUUGAAGCAACAGUUGUGGACGGAAAUGGUACGGAGACAGGGCACAUAAUAGUGACAACGAUUGGCGGUCGAAAUGGCCAUCCUAAGCAGACUAUUAGCUACAUGGCUGAACGUGUUGUUGGACAUGGAUCAUUUGGAGUUGUGUUCCAAGCAAAAUGCUUAGAGAAUGGUGAAACAGUUGCUAUUAAAAAGGUUCUCCAGGACAAGAGGUACAAAAAUCGGGAGUUGCAAACCAUGCGUCUUCUUGACCAUCCAAAUGUUGUCUCCUUGAAGCAUUGCUUCUUCUCAACUACUGAAAAAGAAGAGCUUUAUCUCAAUUUGGUUCUUGAAUAUGUACCUGAAACUGUUCAUCGCGUUAUCAAACAUUAUAAUAAGCUGAACCAGAGGAUGCCACUGAUAUAUGUGAAGCUGUAUGCCUAUCAGAUCUUCAGAGCAUUGUCCUAUAUCCAUCGAGCUAUUGGAGUAUGUCACAGGGACAUAAAGCCACAAAAUUUGUUGGUGAAUCCUCACACUCACCAAGUUAAAUUAUGUGAUUUCGGAAGUGCCAAAGUUUUGGUCAAAGGGGAGCCCAAUAUAUCUUAUAUCUGCUCCAGGUAUUACAGAGCUCCUGAGCUGAUUUUCGGAGCCACAGAAUAUACUACUAGCAUCGACAUUUGGUCUGCUGGAUGUGUGUUUGCUGAGUUACUUCUUGGACAGCCUCUGUUUCCCGGUGAGAGUGGAGUAGACCAGCUUGUUGAGAUCAUCAAGGUUUUGGGCACUCCAACCCGGGAGGAAAUUAAAUGUAUGAACCCUAAUUACACCGAGUUCAAGUUUCCUCAGAUCAAAGCUCAUCCCUGGCACAAGAUAUUCCAUAAGCGGAUGCCUCCAGAAGCUGUUGAUCUUGUUUCUAGGCUCCUACAGUACUCUCCUAACCUACGCUGCUCGGCUUUGGAUGCUCUUACACACCCCUUCUUUGAUGAGCUUCGCGAUCCAAAUGCUCGUCUGCCAAAUGGCCGUUACCUUCCUCCAUUGUUCAACUUCAAGGCUCACGAGUUGAAGGGUGUCCCGACAGAAACUCUGGCAAAGUUGGUCCCGGAGCAUGCUAGGAAGCAGUGCCCCUUCCUCAGUCAAUGAUUUGUCUGAGGAGCACAGCACAGUAGGCAUCAAAGUUUCAGUCUCUUUUUCGCUGCUGCUGCUGCCCUCUCUCGUCGCAUCUUGGUGUCUAUUGUUAUUGCCGUGUUUUGUAAUAUCUGAUGUAGUGAAAUGCUUCUGCUGCUGCUGCUACUACUACUGCUGCUGUACUGAUUUCCUGUCGAAUUGGCCUCUACUACUACUACUUACUACUCUCUCUACUCUCUACUAUUUGUGAGCUUAUUAUGUAUGUGUGUAAGAAUAUCCUGUUGUCUCUCUAUCGACUUGUUUCUUCUGUUUUCUUAGUUCUAAUUUGCAGCACAUAAGCAAUUAUAUAUCUCGGUGCAUUAUUAACAUCAA
Andrographis paniculata is the source of this 1836-nucleotide messenger RNA. Its product is annotated as shaggy-related protein kinase alpha. The coding region runs from base 250 to 1479 and encodes 409 amino acids. NCBI's taxonomy places the organism in Eukaryota, Viridiplantae, Streptophyta, Magnoliopsida, Lamiales, Acanthaceae. The transcript is spliced from 13 exons. Gene Ontology annotation, molecular function: protein serine/threonine kinase activity; ATP binding. Gene Ontology annotation, biological process: protein phosphorylation; signal transduction. Gene Ontology annotation, cellular component: cytoplasm. The record is from RefSeq and is a predicted model, not a curated record.